AUGUAUAACUAUAAUUAUCUAAGUUGCACCUUCCACCAAAGGUCUCAAGGACCUUCCUGCAGCCGGACCCCGUAUCCCCUCCAUUUUACAGGCAACCUCCCAGCCCCACACGCGGGCAGCGAGGAGCCCAGUGCUGGGCCCUGCGAACCUGGAGCCUGUCUGUCCAGCAAGAGCAACCGAAGGCUCCGGGAAAGGGGUCUGCCGGAGGAGGCUGGAGUUCUCCGCCAGCCUCUCGGGAAGGCAUGCGACCGACCAGCACUCUCCGCUCCCGGCGACCCCACCCACAGCCAGGGUGCCCACCAGGAAGUGCCAGGCGGGUCCGAGCGAAGUGCAUCGCCGAGCCUGGGUCACCGGCCAGGGGCGCCCCACGUGUCCCGGCGCCUCUCGGACCCGGCCGGCCAGGCGCUGCGGGCGGGUGGCCUGGCUGCCCAGGGCCGCCCGGGGGUAACCCCGUCCCGGGCCUCCGACCCCGAUCGCGCUCGGGCACAACCCGGGCUCCAUUGUUCCAGCCUGGCCGCGACCCGGAGCCCCAGGAUCCUCCGCGAACCAGGCGUGACUCCCGCCGCUGCCCCGGAGCCCUUCCCGCCCGUCCCGCUCCCCGGCUCGCGCCGCCCAUCCGGGAAGGCCCAGCCGCGGAGCCCCGCUUACCCGCAGCAGGUCGGACACCGGUUCCGCACCACGUGUCCACGGCCACGCCCCCGGCGCGGGCCCGCCCUGCCGCCAUCCCGCCCACCAAUCCCGGCCAGGUUCGGAGGGCCGGCGUCGCCCCGCCCCCGUCCCGCCCACUAAUCCUCGGCUCUUCAGAGGG
Lemur catta (Ring-tailed lemur) is the source of this 808-nucleotide messenger RNA. RefSeq names its product translation initiation factor IF-2-like. Bases 1 to 789 code for a protein of 262 amino acids. Lineage: Eukaryota; Metazoa; Chordata; Mammalia; Primates; Lemuridae. The transcript has 3 exons. The record is from RefSeq and is a predicted model, not a curated record.